Bombyx mandarina (wild silkworm) is the source of this 1945-nucleotide messenger RNA. It is a transcript of the gene SoxN, whose product is annotated as SRY-box transcription factor soxNeuro. The record is from RefSeq and is a predicted model, not a curated record. Gene Ontology annotation, biological process: neuron differentiation; negative regulation of transcription by RNA polymerase II; brain development. NCBI's taxonomy places the organism in Eukaryota, Metazoa, Arthropoda, Insecta, Lepidoptera, Bombycidae. Gene Ontology annotation, molecular function: RNA polymerase II cis-regulatory region sequence-specific DNA binding; DNA-binding transcription activator activity, RNA polymerase II-specific. Gene Ontology annotation, cellular component: nucleus.
CACGUAGCCUCCGCGCUCUACGGUCCUGUGUAACGUAACAAUCACACGCGCGCCGCCGCGAGUCCAUGUGACCGACCGAUAGUUUUUCGUUGUGCACUGUGAACGAAGGAAUCGGCAAGCUGUACGCGCCGCAGGAAGACGACAUGCUGACGAUGGAGACGGAUCUCAAAGGCGGCAGCCUUCACGCAACGGUGCCGCCGCACCAUGCACUCCAGCACGGCUAUGGGUCGCUGGGUGCGCUCGGCGGCAUGAUGGCUCUGCCACAGCAGCAGCCCCUCGGACAACAUCAGCCACUACAGCACCAGCAUCACCAGCAACUGACCCAGCAUCACGCGCCGCCUCAGCAACAACACCAUCAAACACCUAACAACAAUAACAAUAACACUAGCAAAAAUUCCAAUGCCGAACGUGUUAAACGUCCGAUGAACGCAUUCAUGGUGUGGUCGCGCGGGCAACGCAGGAAAAUGGCUUCGGAUAAUCCGAAAAUGCACAAUUCUGAAAUAUCUAAAAGGCUCGGUGCUCAAUGGAAAGACCUUUCUGAGUCAGAGAAGCGACCGUUCAUUGAUGAAGCGAAAAGACUUCGCGCCGUUCACAUGAAAGAACAUCCUGACUACAAAUACAGGCCUAGGAGGAAGACGAAGACCCUGGCUAAAAAACAAGAAAAAUACCCACUCGGUGGAGGCGGAUUAUUGGGAGCCACCGAGGCACAGAGGUCAGCCGCGCCAACGGCACAACAACCCCGCGACGUUUAUCAAAUGACACCAAACGGUUACAUGCCCAACGGAUAUAUGAUGCACGACCCCAGUGCGUAUCAACAACAAGCAUAUGGAUAUCCUCGCUACGAUGUAUCACAGAUGCAACAGGGAGGCUACGGCGGAGGCUACUAUGGCGGCGGCGGGCAAGGGUCGCCAUAUCUCCCUCAACCGCCAUCACCUUCGGCAUACGCGCUGGGUCCGGGAUCGCCGGGCGGGUAUGCAUUGCCGCCGUCGUGCGCGUCACACUCUCCCAGCGGGUCGUCGGCCAAGUCGGAACCGGUGUCUCCGGGUCCGCCAGGAAUGAAGCGCGAGUUUAUUAGCCACGAGCCACCGGCGCAGCUCAAACGCGAGUUCCCGCCGCACCCCCAGAGCCACGAGCAGAUGACAAUGAAACGCGAGUACGGACAACAGGACUUGAGCCACAUCAUCAACAUGUACCAUGUGCCUGAUGAGCAGCGGUACGCCGCCGUCGGGGAGCGCACGAUGCCGCUCAUCUGAGAAUCGCCGUUCGCGUGCGACAUAGACAUCCCGCCGCUCUGAGCCGGCCGUGUCGCCGCGUCCCUCGCCUCCAGUGACUUUGUUCCGGAUCGGUUUAUGUGUUAGAACAGUGACCGUUACCUCCCGGCCGUACAUACUACUGGGUAUGUCUGUUUGUUUGUUUUGUAAAAUACCGAGGCGGUUAGUGUUGCUCGAACUGUGUUGACUUAGUGCGUCGUCGGUUCGCCGCCGACGGCUCCACUUCAAUUCAAUGUUGUUGAUGAAUUAUCUUGUAUUAUAUUACGAUUAUUGUAUUUUUUCAUGGUUUUAAGUUAAAAUGUUUUAAGUUGUGCCGUGCGGAUGUAAGAAAGGGUCGGUGUGAUGUCAGCGCGAGAGAGGACGUAGUGUCUGGGGUAAUUCGAAUACCAAAAAAAUUUUUGAACAAUUUGUAAAUAUAGUGUAAAAGCUAGAACUGAGGUCGGAGUUAGUCGAUAAAGUAGGUAGAUGUAAGUCGUGCCACGACGCCACACUCCACGCCCGUCGUGCGUUGUACAAAAUAUUUGUUAUAAUAAAAACGAAAGUUAAUAAUAUUCCUGGAAAGACUAAAAAAUAUUGUAAUACGAAAAUGUACAGUGAGUGUUAUUUAGUCAGUGGACACAAAAGUAUAUUGAGGAAAAGAUGACGUUAUCAAUAAACGACGAGUUAAAAUUGUA